GGAACUACUACUACUAUGCCACUGACCAACUUCAUUCAUAGACGAUGGGUUCUCCCUCCUCCAAAAAGGAAAAGGAAUGGUUGGGAGUGAGUUUCAAGCCGGAGAACUUAAUACCGGGCCUGAUAAUCGGGUUCAUAUUGGGUUUUUUCUUCGAUUUGUCGAACCAAUCUAAAACCUCUAAUCCCAAACAAAUUCGCAACAAUCAACAAAACAAUAUGUCCACCAACUCCGACCAAGAACUCAAAAUGGUAUUAGUAGUUAGGCAAGACCUGAAAAUGGGAUCCGGGAAAAUCGCUUCUCAAUGCGCGCAUGCUGCCACUGGAAUGUACUCCGAACUUAUUCAAAGCAAUCGGUCACUUGUAAGGAAAUGGGAGCUCUGCGGGCAAGCCAAGAUAGUUGUUACAUGUAAGAAUCAGCAAGAAAUGAAUAAGCUGAAAGAAGCUGCCGAGAGUAUUGGCCUUCCGACUUUCACAGUCGCUGAUGCAGGACGUACCCAGGUUUCGGCUGGGUCGAAGACGGUUCUUGCUAUUGGACCCGGAAAUAAAUCUGCUGUUGAUUCGGUAACUGGGAAGUUGAGGUUGCUGUGAUAAUUCUGGCUAUCUAUUUAUAUAUUAUUAUUUAUUUAUAAUAUUCUUAGAGAAUUAAUUACCAUUGUUCUUAUGUAUAAAUUCUCUUUAGCUACUAAUAUAUAGGGCCUUGCUAUGAAUUUCUGAAGGCUAUUAUUGCAAAACAAAUUUUCAUCUUCUUUUUAUUUCUUGUGUUUAUAUAUUUAUUUAUCUUUCUUUA
This is a messenger RNA of Erythranthe guttata (spotted monkey flower), 786 nucleotides long. The record is from RefSeq and is a predicted model, not a curated record. Lineage: Eukaryota; Viridiplantae; Streptophyta; Magnoliopsida; Lamiales; Phrymaceae.